UUGUCACGCUGUCCUGCCAGGAGGACCUUGAUGACAGCUUUGGUAGAGAGAUAGUGGGACACCACCAAUUCCUUUCAUUUCUCUGCUACCGGGGACAUGACCAUGACCCCUUUUGAUUUUGCUGUAUUGACCGGCCUUGAUGUCGGAGGUUGGCCCAUUCCCUACGACGAGGAUAUGGGUGAGUGGGAGGCCGCCUGGAUGUAUCUGCUUGGGGCUCGCCCACCCGUUGACAGGGUCUCUGGGAGAGUCCGCUAUACUUGGUUCUCCUCCCAUUUCCGGCGGGCUGAGAUGGUGCCCGAGACUCCCGAGGAGACAGAGCAGUAUGCCCGUGGUUUCCUUAUAUUCCUCUUCGGGACUACCCUGUUCGCCGACAGAGGGAACACCAUUGGACUAUACCUGUUGAGCGCUCUAGUCGACCUAUCACAGGUCCGUCGAUAUGACUGGGGUGGCGCUGGCCUGGCUACCCUUUAUUUUUACAUGAGCGUGACCUCCCGUGGGCGGGGCGACUUACUUGGCGGCUACUGGAGAGCCUGGGAGCUAUGGGUGUAUGUAUACUUCCCAUCAUUAGCCCCAGAGCUGGAGGUGGUAGGGAUUCCCGUGAUCCCAUAUUCAUUGAUAUUCGAGGGACCGCACCGGCCGAGACCUCGAGAGACCCUCCCUCGCCUACGGCAGUACUUCGACACCGUGCGACAUUCAGAGAUCACAUGGCAGCCCUGGGCGUCUCUGGAUGACGGCCUCCGACUUCAGUACACCGGGGCAUCGGACAUUUCCCAAUAUAGGGUCCUGCUUGAAGGGCCGGUUGCCAGGGUAUGGUUCCUGGGGGAGCGCUUUCUGCGCCAGGUAUGGGGAUAUCUUUCUCAGGAUAUUCCCGCAGUACCUCCAGCCAGUAUGCGGACUGCUGACAGGCUCUCUUUCUCAGAGGUAGUCGGCGCCAUGCUGGGCAGUGAUGCUUUACUACUUGUUGAGGAGGGGGACUACGCCACUUACCGUCAUAUAUAUUUGAUGCCUCCAUUGACGGAAGCUCGUAUCCCGAUGAUGAGGCCUGCCGGUAUGUCAUCCUCGGGCCAGGCUCAGGCUGCAGGCGCCCCUUCUAGUAGCAGGGCUGGCACAUCCAGGGGUGGGAGUAGACCGGUUCCUCCGACUUCGCCGACUUAUACCCAUCCUGGAUGCCCCCUGUUGAGUAUAUGGAUCAGAUGCCUUCUUGGUCUGGGGGCGGGGUCAUCUCGGCCUUCCCGGGGAACCGGGCCAUCUAGGCCUUUUCGAGGAGCUCGAGGAGGGCCCGUCCGCAGACGUAGGGCUCAUGUUGUGGAGGUGGAGUCUGACGAGGAGGAGGAGGAUGCUGAGGCUACCGACCGUCAGUUCGAGACAUCUGUUGAGGAGGGAGGCUCCGGUUUUGGCUCGGGGAACAGAGGUGAGGCUGAGGAGGAUCCUGAGGAUGACAGCUCCGAUUCUGACGAUGGUGUGGAGGUUGUCCCGCAAAAGAGGACGAGGCGUACUUCUCGUUCCCGCUCCCGAGGACUUUGA
Molecule: messenger RNA, 1524 nt
Organism: Camellia sinensis
Lineage: Eukaryota; Viridiplantae; Streptophyta; Magnoliopsida; Ericales; Theaceae
Source: RefSeq, a predicted model, not a curated record